Molecule: messenger RNA, 2120 nt
Organism: Serpula lacrymans var. lacrymans S7.9
Lineage: Eukaryota; Fungi; Basidiomycota; Agaricomycetes; Boletales; Serpulaceae
Gene: mox7
Product: putative monooxygenase
Exons: 15
Coding region: 52-1692 (546 amino acids)
Molecular function (GO): flavin adenine dinucleotide binding; N,N-dimethylaniline monooxygenase activity; NADP binding
Source: RefSeq, a predicted model, not a curated record
GUGGUCGUUCACCCGUGGAACUUCUUAUCCUAGGUCGACUCCGUGUUGAAGAUGUCGUUCGAUGCACAAGCCCCAACAGGCCCAAGCGUUGUGAUUAUCGGAGCGGGCGUGGGUGGCUUAGGCUUUGCCAUAGCACUGAAGAAACAACUCGGCUGCCAUAACAUCACAAUCUACGAGAAGGCCAAUGAUGUUGGUGGUACUUGGCGGGACAACACCUAUCCAGGGUGCAGUUCUGAUGUGGCUGUCCACUAUUAUUCUCUUUCGACAGACUUGAAUCCUCGGUGGAAGGGCUCUCACGGGUCCCAGCCCGAGCUUCAUGCCUAUCUCAAGGAUUUAACUAAUAAACAUUCUCUUCGCGAUAAUAUUGAGUUCAACUCCAAAUUCAUAUCAGCAGAUUGGGACUCUGCUCGUCAAUCAUAUGAUUUGGUUAUUGAGGAUGUUCUUACGGGGGUAACAAGGGCAGCGAGCGCGAAUAUUCUCAUUUCUGCUGUCGGCGUUCUUGCAAUUCCUAAAUAUCCUACCACCUUGCCGGGCCUAUCGACAUUCAAAGGCAACGCAUUCCAUUCUGCUCGCUGGGACCAUACCGUCGAUUUUCGUGGGAAGAGGGUUGCAGUUAUUGGGAAUGGGUGUUCGGCGAUAUCCGUAGACCCCAGUGUCCAACUCGUCAACUUUACGGCUACACCCUAUUCCGAAUGCUCGAAAUGGAUUUUUGCUCAUGUCCCUGGGGUGAUGAGGCUUUAUCGGAACACGCUCAUGGCUAUGUAUGAUUCUCGCUAUUUGCUGUUUGUGAGCACUUGGGCACGACGCAAGUUCACGGAGUUUUUGAAGAGAUUCAUGCUCGACGCGGCUCCUGCCGAGAUCCAUGACAAAAUUAUUCCAAAUUAUGAGUUGGGAUCUAAGCGACUCAUUGUUGAAAGAGGCGACGGUUACCUCGCGUCGUUCAGGCGUCCCAAUGUCAACAUGAACUCUGACGGGAUUGCUGAAGUUACAGAGAAUGGGAUACUUACUCAGAAGGGCGAGCAUAUGCCUUUUGACGUUAUAAUAUAUGCGACCGGAUUUGAUACGGAUAAGUUUUCGUAUCCUGUUCGUGGCCUGAAGGGGCAGUCUAUGGAGGAAUUCUACGAUUCUCAAGGGGGACCCACUGCAUAUCUCGGAACAACGUUCCCAGGCUUUCCUAAUUUCUAUGCUCUCACUGGUCCUAAUACCUGCAAUGGACACACCUCUGUCAUCUUCCUCGAAGAGUGUCAGAUCUCCUACUGCCUUCAACUUAUCAAGCCCGUGGUACAAGGCCUGGCGUCGUCUUUCGCCAUCAAGAUGAAGCCCACUCUGGCUUAUGACUCCUGGGUCCAACGCCGCCUCUCAUGCUCCCUCUUCACGCAAUGUUUCUCCUGGUACCGCCGCGAAGGAUCCAAAAAGAUUUCCACCAUAUUCCCCGGUCCCUUGACAUUGUUCUGGUGGCUUACCCGUAGUCCGCAAUGGGAGCACUAUGAAGUCGAAGGAGGAGAGAAGUGGGAGAAGCAGCGUCGCAUGGCCAGGAUUUCUAGGGCUGUAGGCUGUAUAUCUCUCAUCGUAUUUUCAAACUGGGCGCUCUCGCCCCGGGAAAUGAUUCCGAACACGUUGAGCCGUUUCGGGACACAGCUCCUCAAGUUUCCUAGGGUACCUCUAGGCACUUUUUUCCAAGGCUUUGCUUAAGAAGCCCAACUAAUGUCGUCACCCCCUGACACUUCCCACAACCUGGUUGAACCACCACAUUCCUUGACUUUUCCCUCAACUUCUCUCUCUUAAUCAAUUUGACCAUCUCGUGUCAAACCUUCACUCCUUUAUUAUAAUCAAGAGAAAUGAAUUUCUCUAUUUCAGUCCUUACCAAACGCGCUUGUCUUAGUGUUGUAACCAUAGCUGUUUACUUCGUUUACUUAAUCUUAAUUCGUGACAUUCGUACAGCUAUCUGUUGCCAACGUUGUAUCCUCCUUUCAGAUUUCAGAUUUCAGAUUCCAUCGAUUCAGAUUUCACCUUUUCUCAUGUUGUUUUUCAUACAAGUUUUGUUUCUCUCCCUUUCUGUAGCCACUGCAGUGUAUUGUCAGUCGAUGCAGCCUUCUAAUGAGAUGAGUCAUUUCGCUUUC